Molecule: messenger RNA, 1567 nt
Organism: Megalops cyprinoides (Indo-Pacific tarpon)
Lineage: Eukaryota; Metazoa; Chordata; Actinopteri; Elopiformes; Megalopidae
Product: heterogeneous nuclear ribonucleoprotein A0-like
Exons: 1
Coding region: 64-960 (298 amino acids)
Molecular function (GO): RNA binding
Source: RefSeq, a predicted model, not a curated record
UUCAAAAAGGAAGGAAGAGACGGCAUCUCGAAUUAGAGGGAAAAGAUUACUCCAUCAAAAAACAUGACCAACCAACUCUGCAAGCUGUUUGUCGGUGGACUGAACGUACAGACCACAAACGAUGGCCUUCGUUCGCAUUUUGAGCAGUACGGCCAGCUCACCGACUGCGUGGUGGUUCAGAAUCAACAGCUACAGCGGUCCCGCUGCUUCGGCUUUGUGACCUACUCGACUGCGGAGGAGGCCGAUGCAGCAAUGGCCGCCAGGCCACAUGUUGUAGACGGCAACAACGUGGAAGUGAAAAGAGCCGUGGCGCGGGAAGAUGCCGGGAAGCCAGAGGCCCUCGCCAAGGUGAAGAAAAUAUUCGUCGGUGGUUUAAAAGAUGAUGUGGAGGACGAGCACCUCCGUGAGUAUUUCUCCCAGUUUGGCGCGAUCGAGAAGGCCGAAGUCAUUAGCGACAAGCAGACCGGCAAGAAGCGUGGAUUCGGCUUUGUGUACUUUGAUGAUAACGACUCGGCAGACAAAGCGGUGGUGCUGAAAUUUCACACGAUCAAUGGACACAAGGUAGAGGUAAAGAAAGCCCUCACUAAGCAAGAAAUGCAGUCUGCAGGUGGCCGAGGUGGCAGGGGGAGAGGCGGCCGAGGAAUGGGAAGGUCUCAAAAUGGCUACGGUGGCGGAAGAGGUGGUUACAAUAGCUAUGGAGGCGGCUAUGGCGGCGGUGAUGGAGGGUAUGGCGGCGGAUACGGUGGCGGCUACGGAAGCCAAGGUGGUUAUGGAGGGGGAUACGGAGACCAGAUGGGGGGUGGCUAUGGUAAUGGCUACAAUGACUUUGGAGAUGACUACGGCCAACAGUCAUCUGGCUAUGGAGCAAUGAAAGGAGGAAAUUACUCCGGCAGAAGCGGCGCACCAUACUCCCGUGGAGGAAGCGGUGGCUACGGAAGGGGUGGCUAUGGAGGCUAUUAAAACGGUGCACCCAAUUGAUUGAAAUGUCCACAUACCUUAUUUUGGACUUUAGGGACCUUGUAGAAUUGUAGAACUGAUCAGAAAUCUUUUUAGGGGCCAGGGGGUGCUCAUACGCGUGGACUAUUGCUACAGUUAGCAAUUCAACAUUGCAACCCCCACCACUUUCUCUAACCCUCCUCUCCGCCAAUGAGGAAACGGCGCCUGUUCAUUGGACAUGUGUGUAGUUUAACUUUCCGUAAUGUCAUGGAGAUGUAUUUCAGUUUAAAUAUUUUAGCGAUGUUUUGUAUUUUUAAAUAACGGCUGCACAGAAAUGAGCAAAACAAUAUUCACUACUCCCAUGCUAACUAUUCAGUCCUCUGUUGCUUUAGCUAGCUACACGAAACUCAGGGGUAUUGAAGUGUUAAAGGCAGUUCAGCGUAUGUUAGUUUGUGAAAGCGGUUAAGUUAUUGUGAAAGAGGAAUGAUAUUUCAGAACUGUCUGUUUCCUUUUUAUAAUUUAAAUGUGACGUUUCAUUGAUACUAUUUUUUUCUUCCAAGACCGUUGCUGUUCAUACUGUGCGAAUCAAUGCAGUUCUGUGGAAUGUUUUAGUCCUGAAUUUUAAUUGAAU